AUGAGUCUUAUCGAUGCUCUAACGGGCGGUCCGUUUGCCGACACGACACCAGAUUCAGUGCCACGUACCGGCGCCACUGACUCUGUCCAAGGUUUUCGUGCGAAGGUCUACGCAAAGGACCUGACCCAGUGCGCUGGACUCAUUGCCUCUGAGGUCUCGGAUGAACUUACUGGCUUGGGAGAAGAUGAAGAUCACGCGCUCAUUGUUGUUGUACCGCGAUCAUCUUUCGCAUUGCCGACAAUGCUCUGGUUGAGGCCGAUGGAAAUCGAAUGGACAGUGCCUAAAGCUCGUGUUCAGCUCUCUAUUAGCGCCGAGACCCGAGCGCUUGAGCUACCUAGAGCGUGCUGGAGCAGUAGAAGAAAAUCUAUCGCUGUUGCAUCCGGACGCACUGGGAAGUCGUGUACCGCGUUGGCUUUUGCGUACGCCUUGAAGCCGUCGCAGUGGGAUGUGAUUUGGCUCCAUCUGUCUAGCACCUACGGUGUCGCGCGUUGUGUGUGGCUGCGUGGGGGCGAGAAGGUCACGUGCACUCUGGACAUGACGACGCUGACCACCCAGCUACUGCUGUUGUUAGGAGAGACAUCCAACGAAGUGACGACUAUUGUCUUUCUCGAUGGAUACGACAAUAGAGAGAACGAGGUGAUGGACGCGGGUUUCGUCUGCAGGAAGUGGCGAGAUGACGACGUUAUCAAGCACCGGCUUGUGUUUGUAUGCUCUACGGUUCGGCUCGGUGGAGACUACCGGUCUGAACUGACCCACGAUAUUCCGGGCACUGUCACUAUUACUGAAGAAGCUGCACGCGGAGUGAAAAUUCCAGCUCCCGAUCAUGAAAAUUCUGAGGAAGGAGAGGACGAAGAGAUGUUUGAACUGGAUGAGACGGACUGGCAGGGAAACAAACUGGAACUGGAAGUGCGCGACGCCAUGAGGUUUCUACUGGGCUCGUGGAGUUUGGAGGAUUACCGAGAUGCAGCCCAAGACGAAACGUUUUUCAACAGUGUGAAGGAUGCGUUCCCCUCGUUUCCUGAAUCAGGAUAUGCAACCGCAACACCAGUUGAGAGGAUGUCACUGCUAGAGAGGCGGCAAUCAGUAGAGAUGAAGCACUGUAUUGCUGGCGGCAGUGCUCGACUGAUGUUUGGCGUUUCGGUAGACAACGCGGUGACCUUUUUGGAUGACGCAGUUAGUCACUUGCGAAACGUUGGUGUCAUCGAAAGCUUGCUGGCAAUUUAUCGUCGUGAGUUCGGCGAUGAUGAGACUUGCUUGCUGAGUGCCUAUAUUGCUCGACAAAUCGCUGUCAGCCGAGGUUUCGAUAUCCUGGAGAAGAUAGCAACUGCGCGCCGUGUGACACCGCCAAUGGAUGAAUGGUUGUUUGAAGCGUGGUUCCUCUCAAUGCUGAAGACAGAAGAUAUCCGAUUUCAACAGGAGCGGUUUAGCGUUUUACGAGGGGGAGUAUGGAAGCGAUCAGACGUUGUUUUCUUCGAUCCAAGCAAUUCCUCUAUUGAUAUUGACCUUGAAUACGCCAUUUGUGUGACCCCGGUGCAGUGGAACGAAGCCGGGUACGAUGCUGUCUUCGUGGAUAUGCCCAACCGACUGGUUCGAUUUGUUCAAGUUACACGCGCCGACUACCACCGCUACGACCAUCGAUACUUUAUUGAGUUUUUGGGCAAACUCAUCGCUCAGCAAGACGAUCAACUGUCGGAUUUUCGUCGUCCUGUGACAACACUGGCAUUUAAGGAGAACGUCAUUCAAGUUCCAUCUUCCUCCUCCUCCUCAGUAUCAGUGGCUAUUCGUACCAUUGCUGGCUACGAGUUUGAAAACUGCGAAGCUGAGGUACAAACGCUUGAAGUUGAUUACGACGUGUCAGCCCACAAGUAA
Molecule: messenger RNA, 1869 nt
Organism: Phytophthora sojae
Lineage: Eukaryota; Oomycota; Peronosporomycetes; Peronosporales; Peronosporaceae
Exons: 6
Coding region: 1-1869 (622 amino acids)
Source: RefSeq, a predicted model, not a curated record